Messenger RNA from Lactuca sativa (garden lettuce), 673 nucleotides. RefSeq lists its product as uncharacterized. The record is from RefSeq and is a predicted model, not a curated record. Lineage: Eukaryota; Viridiplantae; Streptophyta; Magnoliopsida; Asterales; Asteraceae.
GUUUGAGAAAUUUAAGUCAUUAUCCCUUUGGAAUAUAAUUCUAGUUUGGGUUUUUAGUUCGAGAACAUCAAAAGUUGAAAACCAAAUUUGGCAAAGGGAAUUCCAGAGGUUACCUAGGAAAAGUUUUGAUCGGGUUUAUCAGACUGAAAAAAAAGCAACCCGUAGCUUAGCAAUAAAAUCAGGAAUGGAGCAAUUUACGCUUGGUUCCUUUGAAGAUCCUAGUAUGCAGAGUGUUUAUACGACUCAGCCCAAAAGUGGAGGAAAACAAAUGGGACCCAAGGAGAAGAAAGCUGCAGUUCACGAAGAAAUUAAGAAAGUGAACCAGCUUCCUGCACAUAGCACUUAUGCAACUCAUCGCAUGCGGGUUCUCAAUAAAAUUCUACAGCUUUUAUCUGUUCAGAGGACUACAUCACAAGAUGAGGAGCUAGAGUUGCUUUUUGCAGGGCUUUCCAUCUAAAACCUUUUGGCUAGUUUCCUAAAAACAUUCGUACUUGUUUCAUAACAUGCUGUGUGUGUACAUACUUAUGGUGGUCAUCUUGUUACCAAAAAUAAAAAGUGUGUAGGAUAUUGUGGGAGGUUGGUUUGUGAAGUGAAGAUCCUGUAUAAUGUUUUUAACAAGUACCUUUUUGUUUUUAUCUAAUGUUACUAUAGUCAAUGUUUCUCGCUAUAAAAA